CAAGGCACUGUGGCAGCUAUAAACAGUUGCCAUGGCGGUAAACCUCUCUAGAGCUUCGGGAUCGAUUCGAUAAAUGUGUUUGACAUUUCAAUUAGGGUUCAACAAUUUCAUCAAUUUUACCAUGUUCUGCCCUUUUCUUUUCUUUACAUAGUUUUCCUACUACAAAGAUUUCUUAGAAAUUUCCCGGAUUUUUCAAUUUAUUUUUUUAAAAAUUCCCAUUGUUGAAGUAAGUGGAUUGAGAUUAAAAGUGAAAAUGCUGUGUAGUUUUGCAGUGAAAGCAAGGAGUUUGAGAACUAGGGCAUUUUCCCCUUUGGCAGUCGGACUAAUGGUGUCUAAGAGGCUCCUUUCAAACUCAUCCGUGUCGGCUUCAUCAACUGUUGAGGGAAAGACAGAUAAGAAGCUCAAGGGAUUAGCUACUGCAGACCUCAAUUCUGAUGAGGGUGAAGUUAAGGUUGUUGAUUGCUUUGGUUAUUUCCACUAACCUUACUGUUGAUUUUAUAUGCUUUGUAGGUUUUUGGAUGGUGUGUGGUUUUAGUUGUUUCGGCUUUUGGUGGAUUGUAGGGGAAUGGCGGGAAAGGUAAAGUGGUUGAGCAGGGCAAGAAUGAUAAUAAAGAACAAGGUUUGGCGGGCACCAAUCAAAAUUCCAAAGAGGGUGUUUUUAAGGACAUCAUGAGUGAUCCUGGCAGAAUCAAUGCAAUGACAGUUCAACAACUUAAGGCCGCAUUGCGCUUUAGUGUAUCAUUUCAUGAACACUAGUAGGACACUGUGCACAUAUCCUAAAUUCUUUAAGGCCAUUGAUGAUAAAGAGAAUAAACCACAAAGAAGCUGUGCAGUAAAACAUUAUGCAUGUA
Molecule: messenger RNA, 851 nt
Organism: Rubroshorea leprosula
Lineage: Eukaryota; Viridiplantae; Streptophyta; Magnoliopsida; Malvales; Dipterocarpaceae
Source: the annotation of a GenBank genome assembly